This is a messenger RNA of Zingiber officinale, 2357 nucleotides long. RefSeq lists its product as uncharacterized. The transcript is spliced from 5 exons. The record is from RefSeq and is a predicted model, not a curated record. NCBI's taxonomy places the organism in Eukaryota, Viridiplantae, Streptophyta, Magnoliopsida, Zingiberales, Zingiberaceae. The coding region runs from base 299 to 2161 and encodes 620 amino acids.
GGCAAACAUGGGUGGAACCUUCCGAUGACCACUCCACUGCCUGGCCCUGCGCGGCCACGUCGUUUUCAACGUUUGCCCCGCCGACUGCCAUCGUUAGCCAAUUCCUCUUCUCGCUUGACGCCUCGCCGCCACUGUUGAAGCUUUCGCACGAAUUUUUCCCUCCAGUUCAUCGAUCGAGUCGAGGUCGCCAGUGGAUCGGAUCGCCUUCCGCUCUUUCGGUUUCUGCCGCACGCAAUCUAGGAGCCUGUCUCGAUUUUGCAUCCCAUCUUUUCUCGGGGGUUUUGAUUAUGAUAACGUAAUGUUCCGCCUCUUAUCGAUUCCUGCAAGGGUAUUGGCAUUCCAUGAAAACAGGAAAGCUGGCUGCCGCUACUCAACUUCAGGAACGUAUGGGUCAGUUGCUAAGAAAGGGUUGCCCUUUAUCUUGUUUAGGAUGUUUUCAAUCCAUAGGGUUUCUUAUAGAGGAACUAACAUGCUUGGACAAUGCAAAGCUGUGGGUUAUGUUCAACGAAGUAGUUUCUCGAAUUAUUCGGUAACUGAUCAUGCUCAAUUGUCUUGGAAGAGGCUCAGUCUAUUCUGUUCUUGUGACGGUCCAGCAUUAUCUGUUAUCAGUAAGUUAGCUUGUGUCAUAAGCUUGUCGUUCACCCGGUUCCAAGUAGUGCCAGGUAUUCUUGCUCUUGGUGUUGGGGAACUGGUGUGGGCUCAGAGAACCUUGGCAGAGGGUAAUUACUAUACUUUGAAAAAUGGUAUUCUUUUGCAGGCAGAAGCUAGCAGCCUAUACUUCUCUUCAGUAAUUUCCUCUAUCUUGGAAGGAAUUAUUUUGAUAUUCCGGGCAGCAUAUUUAACUAUAUUGUUCUUUCCAGCCGUAGUAUUAGCACCUUUUGCUGAUAGUUCUGGACCUGAAUUCAGGAAAAGAUGGGUACAUCUUGUACAUCACACUCUAGAGAGAGCUGGUCCUGCCUUCAUAAAAUGGGGUCAGUGGGCAGCAACACGACCUGACCUCUUUCCGAAAGACCUAUGCCUUGAGCUCACAAAACUUCAUACAAAAGCACCUGCCCAUAGCUUUGCAUACAGUAGAAGUACCAUCGAGAAGGCAUUUGGCAGGAAACUAUCUGAAAUCUUUGACUACUUUGAGGAAAAACCAGUAGCAUCAGGGAGCAUUGCGCAAGUUCAUCGAGCUUCAUUGAGGUUCCGCUAUCCAAGCCAACGUCUGAAGAAACCAAUUGAUGUUGCAGUGAAGGUUAGGCAUCCUGGCGUUGGUGAUUCAAUCAAGAGGGACUUUUUAAUCAUCAAUCUUAUUGCCAAAAUUUCAACUUUGAUCCCUGGUUUAAGCUGGUUGAGACUGGAUGAAAGUGUAAGGCAAUUUGCAGUUUUCAUGAUGUCUCAAGUUGAUCUCUCUCGAGAAGCUGCCCACCUAAGCCGAUUUAUAUACAAUUUCAGAAGAUGGAAGGAUGUUUCAUUCCCGCAGCCUUUGUAUCCGCUGGUGCAUCCUUCUGUUCUGGUUGAGACAUUUGAAAAAGGAGAAAAUGUUUCUCGCUAUAUUGAUGAUGAAUAUGAUGGAAAUAGUCGGAUAAAACGAGAUCUUGCGCACAUUGGCACACAUGCACUCUUGAAGAUGCUUCUGGUGGACAACUUUAUUCAUGCUGAUAUGCAUCCUGGAAACAUCCUUGUUCGGGAACCUCAAAGCAACAGAUCAAACAAAGCAAUCUUUAGACCCAAACCUCAUAUAAUUUUCUUGGAUGUAGGCAUGACAGCUGAACUCUCUAAAGGUGAUCGUGCAAAUUUGUUAGAGUUCUUUAAAGCUGUAGCUCUUAGAGAUGGUCGCACUGCUGCAGAAUGUACACUGAGACUGUCCCAGCGUCAAAGUUGCCCCAAUCCGAAGGCUUUUAUUGAGGAGUUGGAGAAGACAUUUACAUUUUGGGGCACCUCUGAGGGUGAUGUCUUUCAUCCGGUGGAAUGCAUGCACCAAUUGCUUGAGCAAGUUCGGCGCCAUAGAGUCAGUGUUGAUGGCAAUGUUUGCACUGUGAUGGUGACCAUUCUGGUUCUCGAGGGAUGGCAACGGAAGUUGGAUCCUGGCUUCGAUAUAAUGAGCACACUAAAAACACUGCUACUCAAAGAAGACUGGGCGCGAUCCAUUGAUUAUUUUUUUCCCGACCAAUUUUGAAAUUGUAUAUAUAAACAAAAAAACUUGUUAUCAGGUAUUGUUACAAAAUCUAGUUUUUCUGGUUACAUGCUUCAUUUUUUGUUCUUACUCUAUUGUUUCCAUCAAACCUGGAUAACACCUGUUUACUACAUAUUCAUUCCAUGUUUACUUCAACAGUUGCAGAUAGUAUUCAAUGGAAUUCUGUUUACUCUGCUUA